UCUUACGAAGAAACCUUGUUUUACCUUGAGUAUAUUGACAAGUAUCUCACAAUCAUGAUUACUUAUCUUGGUAUCUAAAAUUACAUAAUCAUCUGUGAAACCCUGUAUUUUAUAUGCAUUAACCAAUACUUACACCACAUUUGAUCAUUUUAUUAUUCACAUAUUAUUCACACAUUUAUACUAACACUAUAUUUAAUCAUCUUAUCACUCACAGUAUAUUUUUUACACAUUCAUAUAGAAAACUAACCUCUAACCACACAUAUAGUAAAACAUUGUUUCUAACAAGCAUGUGACUAAACACAGGCCUUAGGCUGACAAACUAACUCACAUGAUACAUAAACGUAUAGACCUAAUUAUAUGGCUGACUAAUCACGCGCCACUGACACCCCACUGAAACACAUUGUGUGAUUGCAUGUUUUUCUCACUAACAGCUACAAAAUCAGCAGAUAGUGCAUUCUGCAUGACCUAACUUAAUACAAAGGAGGCUUCUGGGCAAACAAUACGGUCUUUCUCUAAAGGCCUUCACCUGUCAAGUGAGGGAGGACAUGCGCACGGGGAAGUGCAACACUGUCUAAUUACUGAACAAAGCCGUGCUGUUUCUCCAAGGCCAAAAACACCAGCAAAUCUUGAGCCAUCAGCGAAAUCUUCAGCGCUAACACAUAACACCAUGCAUGCUGACAUAAGAUGAUUUUUAGCAACGCCUCAUCGGCAGAUCUCGCGUCAUUUUUGGUAUAUACAUGGAGUCAGAUCAUUAGAGGUUCAGAACGUAUGCUGAACGGUCGUAACCGUGUUUGUAUGUUCUCCUGAAUUCAGUAAUAAAUACUUGUUUUGCUUCUAACUUCACUCCAUCUGUCUAGACUCCUCUAUUCAACGAACGCGUAAGGGAGUUGUAGCCCAAGGCGAGAGGUGGGAGCGGACCCACCUUUCAUUUUACAUUUCUACAACAGUUGGUGACCCCCGACAUUUUGGACCCCAAAGAGUCUAACAGAAGGGCAGCAUCCGACGCCAACCCACUCACGGCCGAACUUCUACUAAAAAGGUAAGCAGAGCCGGUUUUAUCAAAUUCUGCACAUUGGUUAUUUCUAAAUUUGAGUGGAGCGGCGGCCUGGCUGCUGUCCGGAGGGAAGCAGACAGCAUAACAAGCUAUUUAAAUGAGAAUAGAAGUUGUGCCUAUUCCAGGAUAUUAAAGAGUAGAAGCUGUUCCUACUUAAAGGUUUAUAAAAAGAUUAGAUGCUGUUCCUAAUCAAGGGUUAAGGAUUGGAUGCUGGCGUCUCCCCCCGGCUUCUGACGAGAAGUUCGGAUAACGGCCAGGUGUAAGGCUCACCUCGAUAUUGAUCCGCUCGCAAAAAGCCAGAGUAGACGCUGUUCCUACUGACCUCUAUUUUUAUUCGGUUUAAAAGAGCAGAAGUUGUCCCUGCUCGGGUAGACGAAGUACACUACUUCUCUAUUUUAAUUCGGUUAAGAAGAGCAGAUGCUGUCCCUGCUCGGGUAGACACUGUACACUACUUCUCUAUUUUGAUUCGGUUGAAAAGAGCAGAUGCUGUGCCUGUUCGGGUAGACGCUGUACACUACUUCUCUAUUUUAAUUCGAUUAAAAAGAGCAGAUGCUGUCCCUGCUCGGGUAGACGCUGUACACUACUUCUCUAUUUUAAUUCGGUUAAAAAGAACAGAUGUUGUCCCUGUUCGGGUAGACGUGUACCUACUUCUCUAUUUUUAUUCGGCUGGAAGAAAUAACAAAACAAAUAAAACGGGGUAUACUUAGCAGUAUAAACUAUAAGUAUAAGUGAAGUGAGUCUGUGGCCAAUAAGUGUGAGAGAGUAUGCGUGUGUAUGUGUGCUUAUUCCAGGGACUGAGUGUGUCUGACUUUGUGAUUGUGUAUGUGCGACUGACAGAGAGAAAAAGAAAAGGGUCUACGAGUGUCUGUUACAGGGAUUAAAAGUGUGCGUGUCCAGUUUUCCGGAGAGAAACACAGCCUUGUGUGGCGGAGAGAUAAAAUGUGUGUGCGGCAGCGAAUCAAAGAGUGUGUGCGAGAGAGUGAGCGCUGCUGAAAUGUGUGUGCGUAUGUGUUAGACUUGUGUGUGGAACUGUGAGACUGAAAAAAGUGUGUGCGUAUGCGUUACAGUGUGUGCGAGACAGACUGAAUGCAACAUAAGUGUGUGCGUAUGUGUUGGAGUGUGUGGGUGCUCAUGUGUGAUUGGUUGAGUGUACGAACUCUUGUGUGUAAACGAAAUAGGAAUGGAUGAGUCCCACUGCAGGGGAGGAGUCCAAGGUGAAGUAGGUGGAGUUGGUUAAGCCUAUUGGUUUUCGACUGUGAAGUUGGUUAUUUGUGAAUUAACACUUGUGAGAUAUCAUAGAAAAUAGAACAUCAGUUCAGUAGGGAAAUAGAGUAAUACAUUGUGAGAUGGGGGACAGAGGUGAACAGGGGGAAAAGGUUUUUGUAUGGAUAGAAAUAGAUAUAUAUAUAUAUAAAUAUAAGGAUAUACAAAACCUAACUAUACAAGGUAAAGAUCUAUCUGUAAACGGAGCAGUGCAGUAGAUAUUACUAAUGGUCAUAAAUAAUUCAAUAAAUAAAAGAGUAAAGUGUGAUGACAUCGAUUACGAAAGUAACUGAUGCUACAUAUAACUAUAAUAUAAUAUAAUAUAUGCAUAGGUUAUAAGACAGUUCCAAAAAUAAAUGUGAAAAUGUGAAUACCCAAUCAUGAGUACAGUGUACUUUAAUGUAAGCAAGGUUGGGGAAGUGUUAAUAUAAAUAAUUAAGUUGUUGAAUAAUGUCAGAGAGGUGUGUGACUGGAUAGAUAAUUAGAUAAUUUAGAGAAUUUAAUAAAAGGAUUAUGGGGUUGGUUAGCAUCACAAAUACAAAAUAAAAAAAAAAAAGAAAAAGGGGAGUCAGAAUUGAGGACCAUAAUUACCUUAAUUUUGGGUAUUAGACUAUAUCUUGGGGGCCCUAACCUAACAGGGACGCAAAUCUAAUAAUGAACAUAAUGAAGGUGUGUGGCUGUUUCGGAAUCGUUUCCUAUUGCAGAAAUACUCUGUCGAAACUUAGCAGUACAUUUUUCCCCUAUAUAGUUCACUAUUAAUUAAUUUAUAUUAUAAUAAUAUUGUACAGAAGAUGUAUGCUAGAAAUUCCAAAAUAUACUAUGCCAUGCAGCACUGUUGUAUAAGCUGUACUCAGAGCAGGACGAAUAAAUAUGGUUUCUUGUUUGAUUCUUAAAUAACCAGUUCAAUGAAUAGAAAAUGCUACAUAGUUAAUAGUGAAUGAAUUAAUGAGCGAGCCAUUCCAAACACAGCUUUUUCUAUCAGGUGAUUUAGUUAAUUAUCUUAAUAUUCGUUUCUUAUUCAGACUGAUCUCAGUUCAGUCCUAGCAUCACCUAUCGGACAGAUGUAAUAUCUAAUUUCUCUAUGAUCUCAUGUAUAUCCGUCUAUGCUAAUAUUUUGAUUAUCUUAAGAGCGAUAGUAGAUUUCAGAAACCAGUGAGGAAAGACCUUAUUUUUAUUAUUAUUAUUAUUAUUAUUUUUUAAGGAAACGCAGUGUUGCAUCUAUUUCAAGCUACAGGGAAUUUGGUAUUUUUCUGAUAAGGAGACAUAAUCACAUGUAUUGAAAAAAUGAGCUUUCUAUUUUGCUUUCAAUAUGCUUUACUUUCUUUCUGUAUAGUAUUAAAUUAGACUAAAACGAGAUCUGGAAAACAGCAUAAAUUUAGUUUUCAUGCUUAUACAAUGCCACCUAUAAAACAAAUGCAUAAUUUUCUGGCUGUAGCAUGAACAAUAUCGGCUAAGCACUAUAAAAUUGUUUCAUCUGCAUAAUGGUAAAGUUUGCAAUCUGAGAAGCAGAGCCAGCACUAUAAUUUAUGUAUAUAUAUAUUAAAUAAACCUGGACCAAAAUUUAACCUUGUGGUACACCUUUAAGGUACAGAUGCCAAAUCUAAAUAAUUAUUCAUUGACAUGCACUCUUUUGGGUCUAUUCCAGAGCAGUGGCAUCAAAGCAAAUACUUUAAGCUAAAUUAAGUGGAAGAGAAGUGGUGAUAAUGAUGGUAAUAAAUAAAAUAUGUAUACAAUAAUAACAAAUAAUAAACCAUGGGUACUUGGUGCCUUGCACAGGCUUUCACAGUAAACACCAGAGUGUGUGUUUAUGACAGUGUGACAUACCUGGGUUUGCGUUCCCUAACUGUACCCUGCGGGGGCACUACGGCACUGAAUGUUGAUUAAACAGUGCUGCUACGCUGUGUGUGGUUCAGUGGGCUAGGCUGGUUAGCCAAAGACGGGUAAGAUCCCAACGUACUACAACGGGACAACCUAAGGCAGGCACAGUUUCGAUCUGACCACCACAUGCAUUUUAACAGAAAACGGAGAAAACAUCGUGGAAGGGAAGCGCAGCCCAGGGGGAGAAUGAGUGGAUGAAUGGAGUGAUGGGGUGUGUGUCAGUGGAGGCUUGUGCAGGGUAGACCAGCCCAGUGGACAGGGGAAAGACAACAGAGGGUAGAGCAAUUUUGUGUUAAGUUUUCUGAAACAGAAAUUCUGUUUCAGAAAAAGGGGGAGAUGUAAAUAGAUCACCAUUAUUACCACCAUUAUUCGCCCAGCCAUUAUUUUUUACCUUUUUUCUUGACUUUUUAAACCUAUUACCUUUUUCAUCCCUCACCACUAUUACUAAAAAUUUUUGACCAAUCAUUAUUUUAUAGAUAUAGAGCAUUUUUUUUUAAAAACUUUUAGCUUGUUUAUCUUUUUAAAGUAUGGUUUUAAAACAACCUCUAUGCAGAUGAGCAAUUACUUUCACCAAUAUUGUAAAAGUUUUAGCUUUUAAGACACACUCAAUCAUAACUUUAAAAUAUGAAAUGUAGACACAAAAUUAAACUUUCACUAUUCAACAUGUAAGCCAUUUUUUGAACAAGAAAAACAAUGUGUGAGGCUUGAUAAAUUGUUUAAGGAAAUAGAGGUAUUGUUGAUAAUUGUGAAAAGCAAUCUGCUGUGCAUUGUAUAUGCAUAAAUACAUAUUGAAAAUAUUUAUCAGGAAAUGUAAAAGCAUUGUUUGGAUUUUAUUUGCUAAAAUAACGUGGACAAAGCAAAGCAUAACAUCUGUGUUUAUUAAUAUUGAUAAUAUUAUUGUCUGUAAUGGAACGAUUGAUACAGAGAAAAAUAAUCACGUUCCACUUAUCCCAAUUCUUAAAGCACUAAAUAAAAUCAACUAAAUAUAGAAAUCAAGUCUUUAUAAAAUCUUGGGAAUUGAAAAAGUCAGAAACAUAAUUUCUUAGUAAAAUAGCACACCGCAGAAAAUUAAAGUGGCAGGUAAAAUAAUACAGCCACAAGCGGUGAUUCUAAAGUCCAAGCAAAAGUAACCCAAGAAAGCCCAGUACAUUAAUAUGGAACCAUGCCUGAGACAGAAGCCACAUUAUGUGUAGUUUGUGCAGAAUUUAAAACUUUGGGCCCUGAUAUUCUAUUAAUCAGUGUGGAUAUGGAGGGGAAACUAGAGCAGCUGAUCAUUACGAUCUAUAUAAAAACCAUGAUUCAGAUGUAUUUCCAAAUGUUUGUUUCUUAUUUAUUAUCUAUAAGGUAUUACCAAUACAAUAUGAGAAGAUCUACAGGAAGCUUUAAGUGGGAGGCUUAACAGCAGGUGCGUUUAAAGCAGCAGUUUUGUGCUGUGAAGUAGUAAAAUAUGGUCUGUACAAUGAUACUGCAGAGUUGAGGUGUGUGAUCUUUAGCUUGGUUAGUGUUUGUGAGAGUGGACGUGUUUGAGUUUGUGUGUGUGCAUGCAUGAGACAUAGUGUGUGUCUAGUGGUAAACUGGGUGGUGAACAUUAGAAGUGUUUGUAAGAUCUAAUUUGGAUAUAAGAGAUUGGUUGGUGUGACAGGGAAGCAGUUACACUAAAAGGGAAAGGGAUGUGAACAAAAGGAAGGUAAAAGCAAGUAAUUAAUGGUGAUGAUAAUUAAAUGUUGCAAUUUAAAAUUGAAAAUUCCUAAAAGUUAGGGAUUUAAAGAAAUUACUAAAUGUUACGGAUUGAACGCACAUUUGACAGUAAAGAUCAUGAUUGAGUAUAACUGAAAAUCAGGACAACUGAAGAAGGUACGAUAACAAAAAUUGGGCUAAAAUCUGUGCACAGACAAAAUUUAAAUAUGAAAUAAUUAACUUCCAAGGGGAAAUUAGAGCUCAAGUUAAGUGUGAUAAAUGUAUUUUAACCAUGUAUUUUAACUUGCAGGAAGGAGACACGGAGGACCCCUUAAAAAGGCUUCCAAAAUGAAUUGAGAACCUUAAACAUGAUUAUAACGAAUACAAAAGUCUCGUUUCAGAUCUGUUUACACGGGGAGAAGGAGAACGUGGUGCAAAGGUGGACCAGUCCAGACACAGAGUGAGGGUUACUCCGCCAUUAGGCACGAAAGGGGAACGAGUCUGGCUGGAUUGGGCCUUUCCAGGUGACUGAGAGAACAACGUACGCAGAUCAACUGAUAGGCGAGGGUUCUACAGCUGUGCAAGCCCAGAGAUCGCUCCCAGAGCCAGAAGGAGAGGUGAGAACAGCAGCUGAAUCGUCUGACCCAGAUGCAGGCCCGCAGCAGGAAGGAGGGGCAGCAGAACCCCCGCAGCACGGGCCUGGCCUGGCCACAGCAGAGAAAAGAGUUUCUCAGAGCGCAGCAGCAGCAGCACACAGCCUGACUGUGACUGAGGAGCGGAAGUGAGGGAGUGACUCAUUCAGCAACGUUUCGAUUGCGUCAAAGUACACUACAUACAGAGACUCUUAAACACAUCUCAUUAAAGAACACACAUAGUCUUAUCACACACCAACUCAUACUUUUCAUUCACUGAUACUGCAGACAUCAAGAGCCAGAAUAAAGCUCUUCGUACGUGGGGCUGAGGUAGUCUACCUUCAGAAUCCUGAAGCAAGAAGAAAGAAGAAGAGAACUACACGCAUUGCAACUUUAACAUUUACACAUAUAGUGGUAUAAACUGUGAUUUGCUAAAUUAGGGGGGGGAACACAUUAUUUUUCCCUUACCGGUUGUCCUGAACAUUGCUUUCCCUUGCAGGUUGCCUUGGACUCUUGAAAAAACGAAAUUGUAAAAAAAAAAAAAAAAAAAAUUUACACUCUGUAACCUUAACACUUACACAUAUAGGGCUAUAGGUAACAAGUUUACUAAAUAGUGGCAAACUUAGAGGGAAAACACAUUUAUGGUUUAAUAAUGGCUUGGUACGGAAAAAGGCGGUGGGACAGGUCAAAGCACGGACACCAUAACGAACCAGCACUUCCUCCAGUUAUUCCAAUAUGGCUCCAGGUAUUAAUAACCAUUGCCCUCAUGGGUAUAAUGAUAAUAACACUGGCCAUUGUCUCAAAGCAAGAACAACUAACAACGGUAGAGGGAACAAUUAUGAACACUUCGGCGACCAUGCACCCGACAAAUGCAACAGCUAAAGACCAGCCCACACAACUUAAUAGAACCAAAUGAUCAACCAUCGCCCAGUCCAACUCAAAAUGCAUUAGGCGCUGGGGAGGUAUAGAACUAGACUAUUAUUGGGGCGGAAACGACCGCAUGGACAGUGAACUUAUGCGACGUAGUGACUUGUGGUAAGCUGGGGUCCAAGGGGGAAGCGGUGUACUUGUGUUGGUCUCGUGAUGAUAAUCUUAAGUGUAACCAUAACACCGACCAAGCAGCUUAUAAGGCCAGACCUUGUAACAAGUGGGAACACGUAAUUAGGUCAACGCAUGUCAAUUGGGAUCCGAGCGAACGUUGGGCGACUCGUGAGCGGGAAAAAUGGCACAAACUUAACAUACAAAGAGAUAACGAUCCGAUAAACAAUCUAAUAACCAUUGCAUUAGAGUGGCAAUCCGAUCCUAAUGGGGAAAAAUCUUCGGCAUUUUUCAUAGGGGUCGGGGUGGAUGUAAGUGGUAAUGACCCUGUGGGAUGGAUCAAAGUUAGAGCUACAGAUAAACCGACCAUUGACACCGACAAGGCCACAAAAAACGCAAUAGACAACAAUGGGGGGGAUCGGUCUAUACUGGGAGCAGAUUAUUCUACAUGGACAACUGAACAGAUCGUAAAGCUAAGCACAGGGUUCGAAGGGAGCAACUUAUGGAUAAAAUGGAUAAAUGCACAAGCCAGAGAAGCUAACAUGGACGGGUGUGUAGCAUGUGCCGCUGCUAGGCCGGCAUUAUUUUUAGGCCCAGCACCAUUGUUUCCAAUAGAAGACCCGAUAGGGUUCCAGUGUAUGAUUAAUUUAACACGUAUGGCUAACCCUGCCAAUUGUACUGUCCUGUCAAAUAUUUUUCCAGUCAUAGCAAAUACCACCGGCUCAGGACCAUUUCAGAUUCCCGAUUCAGGUAACUUUACUUGUUUUAACCAUACAGCAGGGGACGAGACGAAGAACCCAAAACACUUAGGCAACAUAAACCCUAAUUGGUGCCGCACUAUAUUUAAUGGCGAUUCCGGUAACUCUAUAGGCCCAUGGGCUAGGGCGGGACUGUAUUAUUAUUGUGGAGGAUCAAACUUACUGUUAAGACUGCCCACGCGUAGUCAAGGCCUCUGCGCUAUGGUAAGACUAAUUUCCCCAAUCACUAUGUACGGCGCACACAAAACUAUUUCUAAUUUGAAUAGGCCUAGGAGAUCGGAUGACUAUGAUUUUGACUUAACCAAAAAUACACCUACGUACAUCGACGCAAUAGGCGUACCUCGGGGCGUGCCAGACGAGCAUAAAUUAGUGGAUCAGAUAGCCGCCGGAUGGGAAAGUAUCUUAAUUUGGAUCACACCAAAUAAGAAUGUCGAUCGAAUUAAUUACGUAAAUUACCAAGUAAUGAGACUGGCUAACAUUACCGGGGCAGCAAUAACAGGCUUAUCAGAACAGCUAUUAGCAACCUCACUAAUGACCAUACAAAACCGUAUUGCCUUGGAUAUGGUACUCGCUAAUCAGGGUGGCGUCUGUCAUAUGUUUGGAGAUGUAUGUUGUACCGUAAUCCCUAAUAACACGGCCCCAGAUGGGAAGGUAACUAAAGCAUUAAUUGCCCUACAAGCCCUGUCUAUGGAGUCAAAUUGGGGUCUUUAAUGCUGACGAGAAAAUAAAACUGUCACGAAAAAAAUGUCCACGAAUUGCAAA
Astyanax mexicanus (Mexican tetra) is the source of this 9062-nucleotide messenger RNA. Its product is annotated as endogenous retrovirus group FC1 Env polyprotein-like. The record is from RefSeq and is a predicted model, not a curated record. The coding region runs from base 8085 to 9011 and encodes 308 amino acids. Lineage: Eukaryota; Metazoa; Chordata; Actinopteri; Characiformes; Acestrorhamphidae. The transcript has 2 exons.